Molecule: messenger RNA, 2614 nt
Organism: Macrobrachium nipponense
Lineage: Eukaryota; Metazoa; Arthropoda; Malacostraca; Decapoda; Palaemonidae
Gene: Art4
Product: histone-arginine methyltransferase CARMER-like
Exons: 13
Coding region: 1-1725 (574 amino acids)
Biological process (GO): peptidyl-arginine methylation
Molecular function (GO): protein-arginine N-methyltransferase activity
Source: RefSeq, a predicted model, not a curated record
AUGGCCCACCCAGCCUCCCCUCAGGAGACAGAUAAUGUUGAAGUCUUAGAAAUUCCCAUUGACAGUAAAACAGAAUGCUGUCGAUUAGGUUCAAAAUCUUAUUUAUUUGCGUCCAGUCAGGAAGAUCUUAUAUUUACCUUGGCCACAGAUGCAGAUGCAAGAAAGUUCCACAGUGCAGUAUACAAAGUCCGCCAGGGUAAAGAAGCUUCUGUGUUUAGUGAGAGAACAGAUGAUGCUAGUGCUGUCCAGUAUUUUCAGUUUUAUAGUUAUUUAUCACAACAACAGAAUAUGAUGCAGGAUUAUAUUCGAACUGGUACCUAUCAGCGUGCAAUAUUGUCAAACAUGAGUGACUUCAGAGAUAAAAUUGUCCUUGAUGUAGGGGCAGGGUCUGGUAUUCUUUCAUUCUUCGCUGCGCAGGCUGGGGCACGGAAAGUUUACGCUGUUGAAGCAUCUUCGAUGGCUCAACAUUGUGAGCUUCUAGUUAGAGCAAAUAACCUACAGGACACUAUAAAAGUCAUGGCUGGGAAGAUAGAAGAAAUUGAAAUUCCAGACUUAGUGGAUAUGAUUAUCUCUGAGCCAAUGGGUUACAUGCUUUAUAAUGAAAGAAUGUUAGAGUCUUACCUCCACGCCAAGAAGUGGCUUAAGCCUGGUGGCCGUAUGUUCCCGUCCCGGGGUGACCUUCAUGUUGCCCCUUUCAAUGAUGAAACCCUGUAUUAUGAACAGCUCAAUAAGGCCAAUUUUUGGUAUCAGAAUUGCUUUCAUGGCGUUGACUUGUGCCAGUUACGUGAGCAAGCACUUAAUGAGUACCUGAGACAGCCUAUAGUAGAUACCUUUGACAUCGGUAUUUGUUUAGCAAAAAGUAUAAGAUAUUCAUUGGACUUUUUGGACACUGAAGAAAAGGAUUUACAUCAUUUAGUUAUACCACUUGAAUUCCACAUCCUAAAAAGUAGUACACUUCAUGGAUUAGCAUUUUGGUUCGAUGUUGCUUUCCUUGGCUCAACACAGACCGUAUGGCUAUCUACAGCUCCAACGGAACCUCUCACACAUUGGUAUCAGGUGCGGUGUUUGUUAGAAAAACCAAUCUUUGUUAAAGAAGGUCAACUAAUUACUGGAACAGUUGAGCUUAUUGCUAAUAGAAGACAAAGUUAUAAUGUUCAAAUUCAAGUCCGUAUUGAAGGGACCUCUACAGUAGCUACAAAUACGUUAGAUCUGAAGAAUCCAUAUUUCCGUUACACUGGUGUUGCGCCACAGGCUCCUCCUGGAAAUAAUUCAACGUCUCCUAGUGAAAACUACUGGCAUCAAGUUGAUGCUCAAGGUGCUAAACAAGCUCUCAAUAUGGUGAAUGGGGUGACCAUUAAUGGCCUUGGUGAAGUCGCCCUCGAUCAGGGAACGUCACUCAUUAAUUUAGGACAAAAUGUACCCCUAGCAAACAUCAGCCUAGGCUCAAUACCCUUGAAUUUGCCUAUGCAAGGUGAAGGACACUCAAGGGCUGUCAGCCCUCCUGCAGCUUCUCCAGGGUCAUUUUCUUCUAGUGCUCCAUCUCACAGUAGUAGACAGCCAAUGGUUGGGAGUAGCAACAGUGUAGGUGCUGGUAACUUCCCAGUCAACAGUGCUCUUAUGAUUGGUGAUUAUGUGACACCAGGUUCCAUAGUCUUACCAACUCAGGGUAUUCAACUUGGAAGUCACUCAACCAUGGGUACAACUGAACGUUCUCUGUCCCAGUGACCAACGCUUCAGCUGGAGUCCAGCUUUUGUGGUAAACUUGCUCUUUCAUGAUUUUAGGAUGUCCUCAUCCUGUAAAUCAUUUACAUGCAGCUCAGCAGUGUGUUAACAUAGUGUUGGACAAAUUAGAACCAUUAGUUGUGAGCUGUUCAUAGGGCAAUGAAGCUACUGUGUAUUGUACAAAAAAUAUGAUCUCUUGGUACAGAAGAGAACAUUUAAGUGCUGGAAUUUACUUCUUUAUGAACUUUUUAAAAGUUUGUGGAAGGUAAAGUACUGAAAAGAAAAGAAAUACUGCUUGUGGCAGGUAAUGAAAUUCAAAAGGAGGCAAAAAAUGGUUGUAGUAUUCUUCUGAAGUUGACAUAAAUGUUACAGUACUGUAUUAAAAUCAGCACUUUAUGCAAUGGAAUUUCAUCUUGCAUAUUAGAAUUUAAGUACCUAUCGUACUUAAAUUUGCUGUGGUUUUUCAGUGAUUUAAAGAUUUUUCCAGCAUGGAAAAAUAUUGAGUACCUAUAGGGUUAUACUUAAUCCUUCGUUUAUAGAAGGACCGUUACUAGUGUGUUUUCCCUACCAAUUGAUAAGAUUUCUUGCAAAAUUGUCAUUUCUGUAUGCCAGACAACAUACCGUUGGUUGAUUUAUUUUUUUCAACUUUUGGUAUCUCUUCGACAAGGUUGUAUCUCAAUGACAGCUGCACUGCUAUACAUCUCACAUAUUGUAGGAACACAACAUAUAUAGGUAAGUCUAGUUGACAAGUCAGUACAGUAUAUUAUUGUCAGAUGGCUUAAAUAGCCUAAGUUUGAUGGAUAUUCGUUGACAGUUUCUUGGGGCAUUUCCUGUCUUUUUGAACAUUAUAUUUGUUGUCAAGAAGUACUAGAAAUACAAAGGUAUAAACAAU